Messenger RNA from Mesorhabditis spiculigera, 540 nucleotides. The record is from the annotation of a GenBank genome assembly. Lineage: Eukaryota; Metazoa; Nematoda; Chromadorea; Rhabditida; Rhabditidae.
AUGGCUUUGGACGUGGCGAUAGGCCCACUACAAAGCCAAAAUGGCAGCCUCUUCGAGAUUGCCGGCCUUACGGGUACCGGGAAAACGCAGUUCCUCUACACACUCGUCGCGAAUCUGUUGAUCGAACAGCCGAACGAGCGCUGCGGUGGCUUGACACGAACGGCUCAUUUCGACCCCUCAAGGCUCAUACAAAUUCUUGAGAAUCGGGCGUAUCAGAAUCCCGCUUCCGCCCUCACCCGAAUAGCCUUCUCACGGAUAAACGGAGCCCGAGCGUUGAUCACGGCGUUGGAGAAAAUUUCGUUCGAUAAUGCGCUCUACGGGACGACGUGCGGCGACUUGAGAAAUGGUCGAUCAAUUGUGACUGAAGUCCUGGGAGCUGCUCGAGGAAAUCGCUACUGUGGGCAACCCCGUGGUGAUAUCAGUAAACGGAAUCACCACAUACGACGAUGUUCCACGGCCACAUUUGGGACAGCAAUGGGUCUCAGCAUCUCGCGCGGCAGCUGGUUUUUGUGCAAAAAGGAGGACGAUUCGAGACAUGAU